Messenger RNA from Stylonychia lemnae, 2454 nucleotides. The record is from the annotation of a GenBank genome assembly. NCBI's taxonomy places the organism in Eukaryota, Ciliophora, Spirotrichea, Sporadotrichida, Oxytrichidae.
AUGAUAAUCUAAAUUCUCAAGAAGAAUGCUGAGAGUAGGACAUAAGUUGAUUUGAUGACAGUAAUGCCUUUAGUCAAGGAGUAGAAAUUCUUCCAGAUGCAUAGGAUUUAAGGAAAAGAUCUCAAUGACGUUUGUGAAUUGCUAACUUACGAGUAUUUUCCUCAAGGGUCAAUAAUAUCAAAUUAUAAUGGCCAAGUAGACAUUAUGAUGGACUAUAAAAAGAGAGCUAUCAGUAAUGAUAAUGACUUUAAAGAAUUCAUAACUGACUUAGAAUUGUCAUUUUAAAAAGCAUAGGAUAUUAGGUAGAGCUUUUCCAAUUUCGAUCCUAGUAAAGUUAAUUAGACUUGUCAGGUUGCAGUUCACUAAUAUUUGAAAGGUUAACUCUUUGGCACUUAGAGUAUAAUCAAAGAUUAAAGACAGUAUAAAAGACCUUAUCAGGCUGUUGCUGCAGUUGAUACUCAUAUCGGAGUAUUUUCAAAGAAAUCAUUCGAAAGGAUACUUGAUAGAAUUCAUAAGAAAUUUGUAUAAAAAGAAAUAAAUUUCCUAAAAAACGUAGAACAGUUUGCAGGGUUAAUAAAAGAUGGGGAAUUGGAAGUGAAAAAGCAUGUUUAUGAGCCGAAAUCAAGCAAUAAGGAAUAUGAAUUAUUGCACAAUCCAACACUUACUAAAAAGUUUAAUAAUAACUUUAUGAAAGUUUAAGGAUUCAAGAUCUCCAAUGAAAUUAGUGUAGCCAUAUAUCAAAUUUUAAUUUUUAUGUAGUUAUUUGUACUUGGCUCAGGAAAGAUGAUUGGGGAUGAUGAAAGCAUAAGAGGUAGUAAAUAUUUAACCACAGUUAUUUGUAACACUUAGGAUUCUAAAGUUUUCCAAAUGAAGAAAGAUAGUGAUGAAGCCUGGUAAUCAAUACUCAGUGAAUCAGCAGAGAUUUCAAAAAAGAUGCAGAAUAUAUAUCUCUAAAAAAUCUAAAGGUCAAAAGAAGUCACUAAUGCUUUAAAGGAUAAUAGUGAAAUCAAAUUGAUGUGCGAUAGUUUAAUGAAGGAAAUGCUUUGGGCUCAAGUUCCUCAAACCAUAAAGUAUUAUGAAAUUAAAAAGAAUCAGUAAUAACAAAUUCAGGCUUAAAACUAGCAGAAUCAAGACCAUGGAUAUGGCAACUAAGUGGAAACAAGCCAAGACAGAAAUAAUAGUACUCAAUUUACAUCAAACUCUAAUUAUAAUAAUUCAGUCAAAUUAGGUACAGGAACUUCAAUUUUAAGCAAAUUAAAAAGACAUAUUGACUAAUUUGAUGGAUAGUAGAGUCAUAGAAGAAACUUUAGUUAAAUGUAGCAAUAAUACAAUAGUCUGAAUGAAAACUUUAGAUAUAGUGAAAAUGAAUAUUUCAAUCAAAAUUAGGCUAAAAAUAAUAAGAAUGAAGCUAUCAACAAGUCUUUAGACUUGAAAUAGAAUCCUUUAAAGAAUGCAAGAUUUUUAGAGAAAAAGACUCUUGAAAUGAGCAUAAAUUUCAAUUAAAAAUUUAUGAACAGAAUAACUAGUAAACACACUUAAGCUUCUUUAACAAAGGUUAAUUAGACAUUCAAAUUUGAGAAUGAAAAGAUUGAAUCAAUGACAUAAAAGGACAAGAUAAAUUAGACAAUGAAGGAUUUGCAAAUUGAAAAUUUCAACCCCGAUUCAAUUUUGUAAAGUAGACCUUAGUCACAUGCGGAGAAAUACAAAAAUCAUCCAUAAGUCAUUAUGCAGCCAAAGUUAAAAUCUAUCUUAUCUCAUAAAGAGGAACCUUAUUCUAAUAUUAACCCUCUUUAGCCUCAAGUAACUUAGCGAAAUACAACUAUGAACAAUACAACUACAGAUAGAAGUAGAUAGUAGGCCUCUACGUUUUAUAGAACAUAGUCAGCCAUAAGUAAUUAUAAUUCCAAGAGAAGAAAAGACCAGUUUAAGACUCAUAGACAGCUUUAAAAGGUAGUAGAAAAUUUUGAUGUAGUCCAGAACUAUGCUCUGAAGGAGCUAGCGAUUCCAAAUAAUUUCAAUAAUGUUGUUUCAAGAAGUAUUAAUAAGCCUGGUCAAAGCUAUUUCUACCAAAAUUAAGCUUAUACUAUGUCAUCUAAGAACAAGGAUAAGAAGAAAUAUCACGAAAUGGAAUUUAUUAAUUAGCAACUAAAAUCAUUCCACUCAUCUACUGGCAAUCAAAGCUCAUCUCCUUAUAUGAUUCAAAGAUUAAACUUAGGAAUGAAAACUGGUGAUGCCUCAAAUAUUCAGAGUGCAAAGCUAACUGUAAAGGAUAAAUUUUAGAAAGUUACUCAACAAUUGUCUUUUGAUAGAGGAGAGACUAUACGAUAAUCGAAUAAGUUUUUGAAGGAAUAACCAAGCAAUGUGAGUAAUAGUAUACCAAUUAGGAAGGAUAAAAGAAAGUAAGCUGAAGAAGAGUAUGAGUAUUUUAAGUCAAGGAUAUAAAAACCUUAUUGA